GACGAAGCUAAGACCUGUACCUGCUAUCCUCAGCUGGCUCUCCAGCCUACACCGAUCCUACAACUGAACACCCCUUUACCCCUGAUACACCAACUCGGCAGGAAAUCGAGCUCCCCCAACAGCGUCAUCCCUCAAGAGCGCCAGCAACAAACAGCGCAAGGGAGAGUCAAAAGGAACGAACGAAGGCUCGAAGAGAAGGAAGAUGUCAGAGGUCCAAGAGGAAGAUCUGAGGAGGCUGGCUUUGGUCGUCGAAGCGGAUACUGUGGCCGAGGCCGCGAUCGGGGUCGGGGUCGGGGUCGGGGUUGAAGAGCUGGAUAAGAUGGGCGAUAUGGGUGAAAUGGGUGAACUCGAGGUCGUCGAGAUCGUCGAGGAUGAGCAGAAUGAGCAGGAUGAGCAGGUUGAGCAAGGUAUCGACCAGCAAGCACAACAGCCACGACAAGCUAGACGGAACGUUUACCCACAAGCGGAAACAGGAUCGGAAUUGGAAUCGGGGCUGGGAAAUGUGGACGUUCUACGAGUAGACCAGGAACAGGGUGGGAAUGAUAACGAGAACAACGAAGACGACCUGAAUCCGAACCCGAUAUCUCAGAUUCCUCAAUCCGAUCUCGAUCUCGUCUCCCUCGACCACAACCACAAUGACAACGACCUCAACCUCGACUCGACGACCGCCAACAACAACAACGACAACAACGACGCCAACGUCAACGCCCUGAUAACCCUCUCCUCACUCGCCAGCUUGGGGUCUUUACCGCCCGUACCGAACCUAGCUGUCACCUCCAAUCUGGGUGUAGGAGGAGAGAUGACCACGAUCACACCCGAAGCCUCUGCAUCUGGGUCGAGGACGGGCAUGGGAAUGGGGAUGUCACCGGGGAUGAACAUCUUACUCGGUCUACGAGCGCAGGGUCUGCAGGAGGGGUACUUGACUUACCAGAACCAAGAUCACGAUCAAAGUCAGAGUCAGAAUGAGAAUGAGGGAUAUCUUCCUGGUAUGACCGAGCAGGGGAAGAGGUCGAGGUCGAGGUCGAUAGUAGGAGCGAUUGCAGGAGCAGGAACAGGAUCUAUGACAGGAGCCGCAGCGGGCUCAAGCAAGUCCGACGGCGACGGGCUCGCCCAUGGGAGUGGGAACAAGAGGGGCAGGAAGCGAAAGGCGGUCACCAUCAACGAGGCUGAUGCUGGAGCUGUGGCUGGGGUCCAAGAGGAAGGUACCACCGGAGCCGCUGCCAGUGGGAUGGGGUCCGGUGGGGAUGAGGCCGAGGGGACGGAUGAACAGGGUCAGGAUCAGGAUCAAGAUCACGGAGGGGGCCGGGAUGGAAAGUCAGUACCGCCCAUUUCACCUCGUCUCGUUGUUGUUAAUUCCUAGAGAUCGCUGUUCCCGCGCCGACCGGUGGAAACCCAAGCUGACCUCGUCCAACACACGUCUCAUCUCCCUGGUUUGCCGCUUUCACAUCGACCCACGAUUUCCUCGCUCUGCUCCUGCCAGACGAUCGAAACGCGCCGAACAGAAUCGCAAAGCCCAACAAGCUUUCCGGAAGCGUCGAGAAGAAAAGAUGAAGGAGCUCGAGGAAAAGGCGAGGGAGAUGGAGAGGUUGCAUUCGGCUAUCGAUGGCGGGUUGAGGAGGGUCAGGGAGGUCGAGCUGGAAAACUACGAGUUGAAGAUGGAGAACCAGUUCCUGAGGAGCGUCGUCCACUCGCUCUCCAGGUUGGCUACAGGAGCU
Messenger RNA from Filobasidium floriforme, 1715 nucleotides. RefSeq lists its product as uncharacterized. NCBI's taxonomy places the organism in Eukaryota, Fungi, Basidiomycota, Tremellomycetes, Filobasidiales, Filobasidiaceae. The record is from RefSeq and is a predicted model, not a curated record. Bases 203 to 1360 code for a protein of 385 amino acids. The transcript is spliced from 2 exons.